AUGAAGCUGCUACCAUCUCUGCCAUGCACGCUUUACGCGAGUCGAGUAUCAGGAUGUUGUAGAGAUAUCCAAUUGACGUCUACUACUAUCUGUCGCUCCUCCUUCAUACUUCCUCCUUUAUCAUCUCCUCGCAGCUCUCGACGACAAGUCAGUUCGAGUCCCUUUGGCAAAGGUUCUAUUCAACGACAACGACGAUGGCUACCUGUUCCAUCCGGCAGCAGAAAUCUCUACACAAACGCAGCGGUGGAUGUAAAGGACACUCCGGAAAGCCGGAACAGGAAGAAGGAGCAGGAGCCGAGUAAUACUACCAACAAUCGAGACCAACAAGAUGAAGACGCUUCCAGUCUCUCCCACAAGGUGCGCCUCCUCAUGCGUCGGGUACCACAUCCGGUCGCCAUCAUCACCGCAUCAGACCGGCGUGCGCUGCCGCCAGACAGCAACAAAAAGCCCAUCUUCCGAGGCAUGACCGUAUCGUCCUUCAACACGGUAACCCUCUCCCCGGAACCGGUCGUCUCAUUCAACGUGCGACGGCCGUCAGAGACGCUGAACGCGCUGCAAUCCUCGGGCCGGUUCCUGGUGCACCUGCUCGCGCCGAGCGCCGCGACGGCGAAGCUGGCCCGGGAUUUCUCGCGGGGGAAUGAGAAUCUACAACUCUACCAGAAGGGGGGGAUGGGGGAGUUUGAAUUCGGUGGUGUUAACUACGGCGACGACAACGAGGAGGAGCCCCUGCCGAUUCUCCGCCGGAAUAAUAAGAAGACUAAGAAUAAUGAGAAUAGCAAGGGAACGUUGCUUGCGCAAGAGUCAGAGUCAGAGUCAGAGUCAGUGAUCGACUUCCCCUUCAUCUUCGAAUGUAAAUACCUCCCGCAGCAAGCGAUCCAAGUCUACGACCACACGAUCGUCCUGGGAAGCGUCGUGCGAGUUAUCGAGCAGCAACACCAGCACCAACACCAACAACCGCAACCGCAACCGCAACCGCAAUCGACAACAGGGAUACAGCAGCAGAACAAGAUAAAGGAGAAAGAAGAAGGCAACGAGUUUUUCUGCCUGACGUAUGCAGAUACCCGUUUCUGGAAAAUGGGUGAUCAGAUAUGA
Molecule: messenger RNA, 1092 nt
Organism: Rasamsonia emersonii CBS 393.64
Lineage: Eukaryota; Fungi; Ascomycota; Eurotiomycetes; Eurotiales; Trichocomaceae
Exons: 2
Coding region: 1-1092 (363 amino acids)
Molecular function (GO): FMN binding; riboflavin reductase (NADPH) activity
Source: RefSeq, a predicted model, not a curated record